Ixodes scapularis (black-legged tick) is the source of this 1416-nucleotide messenger RNA. Its product is annotated as beta-scruin. The transcript is spliced from 6 exons. The record is from RefSeq and is a predicted model, not a curated record. Gene Ontology annotation, molecular function: protein binding. Lineage: Eukaryota; Metazoa; Arthropoda; Arachnida; Ixodida; Ixodidae. Bases 35 to 1129 code for a protein of 364 amino acids.
AUAUUUUGUUUGCGCGACGCCUCCUCAGCGCGAAAUGCUCCGACACGCUGCUGGCCAUCAAGUCCAUCCGCCCGUGCAAGAACCUCUUCUCGGCAUCCACUUCGAGCGUACUGUCCUUCGGAGGCAUCGACCUGCACAGACCGUCGUGCCACGAGAUCGCGCAGGACGCUUGGUUCUGUACUUCCAUCCACUGAAGAACGGCUGGGAGCUGCUCGAGAUGAUGCCUGAACCCCGCAACUACCAUACUGCCUCAUUGGUCGGGGACGAGGUCUUUGUCAUCGGGGGCUGUGACCCGCACAAAACGCGCAGCGACGAGGCGGUCUCGUCGGACUCCGUGUUCUGUUAUUCGGCCGCCAGGCGGUCGUGGAGCAAGCGGACGGAGCUGCCCGAGGCCCGGGCUUUCCACGGCGCGGCAGUCCUAGAUGACAAGAUCUACGUGGUCGGCGGCAGGGACCAGCGUGGAAGGUAUCUGGACACGGUCGUGGAGUACAGCCCCAUGGCGGACGGCUGGUCGACGGUACUCCGGCUGCCGCGCUGCGCCAUGGGCUCGAGCGUGGUGUCCAUGGACAAGCGCCUCUGGGUCCUGGGCGGCGUGUCGUCCCCUGCAGACUCCAGCUUCCAGCCGGGGCCCGACGACCUGCUCGACGACGUCUUCGUUCUGGACGUCGCGCAUCGCACAUACACUGCCGGGCCCCCGUUGCCUUUUCCCUGUGCCUUCGCCGCUGCCACCGUGACCAAGCGCACGCUGUGGUUCUGCGGCGGACUCAGUCCCAACGACAGGGGCAAGCUGAAGAGCGUCUCCAGCACCUACGUGCUAGAAGAAGGCAGCUGGAAGUUCUACGACGUGCUGGCACUGAACAAGCACGCUUUUCCUGCCAUCAGCUUUGCGGACAGCUUCGUGCUGUCCUUCGGAGGGGCGACCACGAGCUACGAAGGAUCCGUCGACGACUGCGAGGUCUUCUUCGACGGUCCGGGUCACGGAGUUCUUCGGCUGCGGCCUCCGCCCUUCCCUCUGGCGGGUCACGCCUGCGUGGCGCUUCCACCGGUUCCCCUCGGACACAGCAAGACGGAUCCUCCGGACGUCGUGGACAUGUGGCAGAGGAUGUGCGAGGGCGCCAAGGCUCUCUGAACAUUCACAGCGGGUAUCUGAGCCUGAGAAAAAAUUGCGGUGCAGGCUGAGAGAGUUCGGUUUCUCAAUUCAGUUUCUCGCUAAACGGUGUUUGCGUGUUCUUGAGGGUGUUGAUGGGACGAGAUGAAAACCGCGGUCUUGCCGCCAUGCAUGCCUCGUGUGUAUGUGAAAGUGAGAGCUGAACGUGAGAGGAUCCCCUUACAAAAAACCGUGAUGUUUUUUCUGUUGAAAGGCUGUUGAAAAAAGUCAUCAGAGGAUAUAAAAUGCCAAUAGCUUUUCAUCUGACU